UUUAUAUUGUUUGUUAAAGCUUGGAAGAAAGAUGGCGAUGGCUGCCGCGAGGAUUUUCCUCGUUCUGGCUCUUGUUCUUGCAAUCUUCUCAUCGGGAACGAGAGCAAGGUCUCCGGCUGCAGAUGAAGAUUUUGUGAGAGCAGUGGGAGAAUUGGCCGCUGCGAAAAGAUUCACGAAGUUCCUCUCGUCUAUCGAUCUACUGGCUCACCUCCGGGAGCUUGACGAGGUGACCAUCUUUGUUCCAAACGACGGUGCCUUCUCUUUCGCUCCAGACCUCACGGGGGAUGAGCUCUCCAAGAUCGUCAGGUACCACAUCCUUCCAAGGUACCACUCGUACAGCGCUCUCAGCGAGAUGGAGUUUCCGGUGUCCACUGUGGCCUCGGGCAAGGACUCCAGCGCCUACCAGCUCAUGGAGAUCAAUGGGGACUUGAUCGCCAGCGGGCAGAACUACGCCGAGAUUUCCAGCGUCGUCUUCGAUCGCAAGGCUUCGGUGGUGGUGUAUGAGAUUGACAAUGUGCUGAUUCCUUUGGAGCACGCCCAUGACAGUUGCCAGGAGCACGCUGCCGCGCCAUCACCAUCACCGCUGGUAGCACCAUUGCCGCCCCCUACCCAGGUACCACCAUCGUCAUCACCAUUGCCAUCGCCAUCACCAUCACCAGCCCCUACUGAGGCAUCCUUUCCACCAUUACCAUCAUCAUCACCAUCGCCCGCUCCUAUUGAGGUAUCCCUUCCACAAUCACCAUUGCCACCCCCUACCACACCAUUACCACUGCCAUCAUCAUCGCCAUUGCCAGUGUCAUUGCCGGAGGUAUCCUUUCCACCUCGCCCUACCGAGGCAUCGCCUCCCCCUCCUCCACCAUUGGCGUUUAGUGGAUCAUCAAGCCCUAAGCUAUUGUCUUGGCUCGUAUAUGUUGCGGCAUUGCUAGCUCUGGUAUGUUAA
Selaginella moellendorffii is the source of this 940-nucleotide messenger RNA. RefSeq names its product fasciclin-like arabinogalactan protein 8. Bases 32 to 940 code for a protein of 302 amino acids. The record is from RefSeq and is a predicted model, not a curated record. The transcript has a single exon. NCBI's taxonomy places the organism in Eukaryota, Viridiplantae, Streptophyta, Lycopodiopsida, Selaginellales, Selaginellaceae.